Anolis carolinensis (green anole) is the source of this 3127-nucleotide messenger RNA. RefSeq names its product translation initiation factor IF-2. Bases 58 to 1020 code for a protein of 320 amino acids. The record is from RefSeq and is a predicted model, not a curated record. The transcript is spliced from 5 exons. NCBI's taxonomy places the organism in Eukaryota, Metazoa, Chordata, Lepidosauria, Squamata, Anolidae.
CCCCUCCACGAAGGAUCCCCUCCGCGGGCGGGGGCGAGGGGGCGGCAGAGCGCGGCCAUGGCGAGCGAGGCGGAGACCGUGGCGUCCGCGGUGGCGGCGCUGCGGGCGGAGGUGGGGGCGCUGCGGGGGGCGCUGGAGGCGCGCGUGGGGGAGGCGCUCCGCCUGGCCGCCCCGCUGGCCCCCGCCCUCCAGGAGGCCCGCGCCGAGACCCGCGCCCUCCGCGCAUGCGUCGACGCCCUCGCCCGGCAGGUGGCCGCCCUCGCCCACCAGCAGCAGAGCCUUGAGGACCGGAAGGAGGAGGAAGGAGGAGCUGGGGGGCGUGGUAGCCCCGACCCCCAUCACAGGAGGAGGGACAGCGGCAGCAGCCGGACCCCGGGGGUCGAGAACGGGCCCCCCGACGGAGGCCCCCCCGAGCCGGCCCCCCCACGCAGGGCACACCUCCCGGUGACGGCGGUGACCAAGGGGGGGGGCGGGGGCGGCACACGGGCCCCACGGGCAGGAAGGGGGGCCCGGUCCCCUUCUGCCCAGAGAGAGGGCGCCCCCUGCGGAGCCCCCACUGGCCCCUCCCCACGCGGGGGUCAAGCCCCAGGCCGAGCGGCGGAAGGAGCUGGUCCGGUCGCAGACGCUGCCGCGCACGAUGGGGGCCCAGGCGAGGAAGGCCCUGCUGGUCCCAGGGGAGGAUGGGCACCCCGCCAAGGGAGGAGCUGGAGCCGGAGCCGGAGCAGGGAGGGUCCGGGGGUCCGGGGGGCGUCCGAAGCUGCAGCGCUCCCAGAGCCUGGGCGUGACGAGCGCCAGCGGCAUCAAGCAGAUCCUGCUCGAGUGGUGCCGCUCCAAGACCAUUGGCUACCAGCACGUGGACCUGCAGAACUUCUCCAGCAGCUGGAGCGACGGGAUGGCCUUCUGCGCCCUGGUGCACGCCUUCUUCCCCGAGGCCUUCGACUACCAGGCCCUGCAGCCAGGCACCCCCCGCAAGAACCUCGAGGCCGCCUUCGGCGCCGCAGAGAAGCUGGCCGGCUGUGACCGCCUGAUCGAGGUGGAGGACAUGCUGGCCAUGGGGCGCAAGCCGGACCCCAUGUGCGUCUUCACCUACGUCCAGUCCCUCUACAACCACUUGCGCCGCUUCGAGUGACCACAACAACCACAAACGGGGCCGGGACCCCCACCUCAUUUCGGCCAUAUCAUACUCAAUGCCAUUGAAUAGCCUUGCAGCUUCAAAGCCUGGCUGCUUCGUCCCUAGGGGAGUCCAUGGUUGGCCAACUUGAAUGCCAUUGAAUAGCCUUGCAGCCUCAAAGCCUGGCUGCUUCGUACCUAGGGGAGUCCAUGGUUGGCCAACUUGAAUGCCAUUGAAUAGCCUUGCAGCCUCAAAGCCUGGCUGCUUCGUCCCUAGGGGAGUCCAUGGUUGGCCAACUUGAAUGCCAUUGAAUAGCCUUGCAGCUUCAAAGCCUGGCUGCUUCGUACCUAGGGGAGUUCGUUGUUACCCAACUUGAAUGCCAUUGAAUAGCCUUGCAGCUUCAAAGCCUGGCUGCUUCGUACCUAGGGGAGUCCGUUGUUACCCAACUUGAAUGCCAUUGAAUAGCCUUGCAGCUUCAAAGCCUGGCUGCUUCGGACCUAGGGGAGUCCGUUGUUACCCAACUUGAAUGCCAUUGAAUAGCCUUGCAGCUUCAAAGCCUGGCUGCUUCGUACCUAGGGGAGUCCAUGGUUGGCCAACUUGAAUGCCAUUGAAUAGCCUUGCAGCCUCAAAGCCUGGCUGCUUCGUCCCUAGGGGAGUCCAUGGUUGGCCAACUUGAAUGCCAUUGAAUAGCCUUGCAGCCUCAAAGCCUGGCUGCUUCGUACCUAGGGGAGUCCAUGGUUGGCCAACUUGAAUGCCAUUGAAUAGCCUUGCAGCCUCAAAGCCUGGCUGCUUCGUCCCUAGGGGAGUCCAUGGUUGGCCAACUUGAAUGCCAUUGAAUAGCCUUGCAGCUUCAAAGCCUGGCUGCUUCGUACCUAGGGGAGUUCGUUGUUACCCAACUUGAAUGCCAUUGAAUAGCCUUGCAGCUUCAAAGCCUGGCUGCUUCGUACCUAGGGGAGUCCGUUGUUACCCAACUUGAAUGCCAUUGAAUAGCCUUGCAGCUUCAAAGCCUGGCUGCUUCGGACCUAGGGGAGUCCGUUGUUACCCAACUUGAAUGCCAUUGAAUAGCCUUGCAGCUUCAAAGCCUGGCUGCUUCGUACCUAGGGGAGUCCAUGGUUGGCCAACUUGAAUGCCAUUGAAUAGCCUUGCAGCCUCAAAGCCUGGCUGCUUCGUACCUAGGGGAGUCCAUGGUUGGCCAACUUGAAUGCCAUUGAAUAGCCUUGCAGCCUCAAAGCCUGGCUGCUUCAUCCCUAGGGGAGUCCAUGGUUGGCCAACUUGAAUGCCAUUGAAUAGCCUUGCAGCCUCAAAGCCUGGCUGCUUCAUCCCUAGGGGAGUCCAUGGUUGGCCAACUUGAAUGCCAUUGAAUAGCCUUGCAGCCUCAAAGCCUGGCUGCUUCAUCCCUAGGGGAGUCCAUGGUUGGCCAACUUGAAUGCCAUUGAAUAGCCUUGCAGCUUCAAAGCCUGGCUGCUUCGUACCUAGGGGAAUAUUUGUAACUUGGGAAGAGCCUGCAUAUAAAUAAUAAUAAUAAUAAUAAUAAUAGGAUAUUAUUAUUAUUAUUAUUAUUAUUAUUAUUAUUAUUAUUAUUGUAUGACAUGGUUGGCCAACUUGAAUGCCAUUGGAUAGCCUUGCAGCUUCAAAGCCUGGCUGCUUCAUACCUAGGGGAAUAUUUGUAUCUUGGGAAGAGCCUGCAUAUUAAUAAUAAUAAUAAUAAUAAUAAUAAUAAUAAUAAUAAUAAAUAUUAUUAUUAUUAUUGGAUAAUAUAAUAUUUGUAAUUCGGGGAUGGCCUAUAAAUUAUUAUAAUACAUUAUUAUUAUUAUUAUUAUUAUUAUUAUUAUUAUUAUUAUUAUUAUUAUUAUUAUUAUUAUAGAAUAAUAUAAUAUUUGUAAUUUCAGGGACAGCCUGUAUAUUAUUAUAAUAUAUCAUUAUAUAUCACAAUUAUAGUAUAUUGUUAUAAUAAUAAUAAUUUAUGUGUAACUCGGGGACGGCCUUUACACGGGAAAUAAAGUGUCAUGCUGUGAA